CCUCAGCAAGCAAAAAAUCUAAAGAAGAAUAUAAUUGGUUAAAUUCCUCAGAAAAUCCAAAAGAUUUAGAGAUGACACUUCUUCUUCCUCAACUAAACCAUAUCCACAAGCCACCAGUAGUACUAUACAGACGCCUCCGAAAACCAUACAGAUUACCAGUGAUCUCCGCCGUAUCCGGUAAGGAGCUGAUACUUUCCGGCAAGGUCCGGGCGGUGGAGCCAAAAGAAGCCAAGACGGUUGUGGCGUCGGAGGGAUACGUGCUCUUAGACGUGAGGCCGGCUUGGGAAAGAGAAAAGGCACGUGUGAAAGGGUCCUUACACGUGCCACUGUUCGUGGAGGAUACAGACAAUGGGCCGAUUACGUUGCUGAAGAAAUGGAUUCAUUUGGGAUACAUUGGGCUUUGGACAGGCCAGAGAUUCACCAUGUUCAAUGACGAAUUCACCCCCCGUGUUGUGGAGGCUGUCCCGGACAAAGAGACUAAAGUGCUCGUCGCGUGCGGUGAAGGACUCAGGUCGUUGGCGGCUGUAUCAAAGCUCCACGGAGAAGGGUACAAAAGCUUAGGGUGGUUAACCGGAGGGUUUAACCGAGUAACCGAGGGAGAUUUUCCAGAGAUCGAAGGGACCGAAGAGCUUCGGUUCGCCACGAUAGGAGGUGUUGCUGCAUCUUCCAAAUCGUUCCGGGAUCGAAAUCUCUCGAAUUGGGGACCUUGUACAUUGCGCACGAUGGGCGAUUUCAACCUCGCUCUCGUGAUUGUCGCGAUCGUUGUUUGCGUCAUCGUUUUCAUCUCUAGCAUCUAUCUCCUCGUCAACUACCAGCAUCCAGAUGAUGCAAACCAGGCUUAUUUCCCCAAAUUCGUCGUUGUUUUUGGGCUGUCUAUUGCUAUGAUCUCGAUUCUCAUGUUACCGGCGGAUGUGGCCAAUCGGCAUGCUUGUCGACAUGCUAUAUACAAUGGAGCUUGCAAUCUCACCUUGCCCAUGAAGGAUCUUUGGCUUGCUAUUUAUAUCGUGGACGCUAUUCUCGUGUUCUUUGUCAUCCCCUUCGCAAUGUUUUUCUAUGAAGGCGACCAGGACAAGACUCUUGGAAAGAGGAUAAAAAGUGCCUUAAUUUGGGUGGUAACCACGGCUGUUGUUUGUGCUCUGGUGCUUGGAAUUUUAUAUGGUGUCAUUGGAAAGGUGGACUUCUCUGUCAGGCACUUGGCUUCUGCCACUUCCACUUUCCCUACUUCCUGGCAAUUUUCAAAUACUCAACCAUGCAUCGGUAACACCGCUCGCCAGUGCUCAGCAUUUACAGCCAAUCCCACAUCUGAGAAAACAUGGACCAUGCGUACUACUUUUCCAGAGUAUGUUGUUGCUCUUGCGACAAUUGUUGGGUCAGUUCUUUUCACGAUAUUUGGUGGUGUUGGUAUUGCAUGUCUACCUCUGGGACUUAUCACUGCAUUCAUCAGGCGGCCAAAGGCUGUUAUCACUCGAUCACAAUAUAUAAAGGAGGCAACCGAACUAGGUAAAAAGGCAAGAGAACUAAAGAAAGCAGCUGAUGGGCUUCAUCAGGAAGAGAGAAGUGGUGCUAAGGGCAGGAAGUGGAGGAAAAAUGUGAAAGCAGUUGAAAAGGAGUUGCUCCAAUUGGAGGAAGAUGUGAACCUCUUAGAAGAGAUGUAUCCUCAAGGAGAGCAGGCAGAAACUGCAUGGGCUUUCACUGUGCUUGGAUACUUGGCCAAGUUCAUUCUUGGAAUCUUAGGAUUGAUCGUUUCCAUUGCUUGGGUUGCACACAUCAUCAUAUAUCUACUCGUCGACCCUCCUCUCUCCCCUUUUCUUAACGAGGUUUUCAUUAAGCUUGAUGAUGUUUGGGGUCUUUUAGGCACUGCUGCCUUUGCUUUCUUCUGUUUCUACCUUCUACUUGCUGUUAUCGCUGGGGCAAUGAUGCUGGGUUUGAAGCUGGUCUUCAUUACCAUUCAUCCAAUGAAAUGGGGAGCUACUCUAAUGAACUCUUUUCUCUUCAAUGUCGGGCUCAUUCUUCUUUGUUCAAUCAGUGUGAUUCAAUUUUGUGCCACUGCAUUUGGAUAUUACGCUCAAGCCACUGCUGCCCAGGAGAUAUUUGGUCACACAUUGCAGUCGCUUAGAGGAAUUAAGUACCUUUACAAGUACAAUGUGUUCCAAAUCGGGUUUGUUAUCCUGGCUGGACUGACUUUCCUAUAUUACAUUGCCUUUGGAUGGAGAAGAAAAAAACCCAGUGGCCGUUUCCAGCUCUCUUCUUAAUGUAAAACGUUUUAUAUCGAUUCUUCGACGUUGCCUUCACGGGGAUCUGAUUGAGUGCUGUCGACAGAGUUUCUACUUGUUUCUGGAUCAUCAUCCAUUCCAGAAGUAUCUAGUGACUCUGCUUCUGAGGUUUAUUUUCCUGAAUGUAUUAUUAAAUUUCUUGUGAGUGUACUGUUUGGUUGUGCAACACUUAGCUGUCCGGUCUUGGUCUAUUGUACUGUUUCGGAUGCGAUCAUGUAAUCAUAUUUUUUUAACGAGAAAUUGAGAAGCCUUCUUCUUCGAAUUUCACAAGACGGAGACUUACUUUGUGGUUUGAGAAAACUGUAAACCCAACUAAUGUUGAAUUUCGGUUGAGUAUACCGAACCAGGUUAUCAAUAUUCUUGGAUAAUUGGAUUUGUAAUGAAUCCUGUUUAUUAUU
Arabidopsis arenosa is the source of this 2671-nucleotide messenger RNA. The record is from the annotation of a GenBank genome assembly. NCBI's taxonomy places the organism in Eukaryota, Viridiplantae, Streptophyta, Magnoliopsida, Brassicales, Brassicaceae.